Alternaria incomplexa is the source of this 489-nucleotide messenger RNA. RefSeq lists its product as uncharacterized. Gene Ontology annotation, biological process: DNA-templated transcription. The coding region runs from base 1 to 489 and encodes 162 amino acids. The record is from RefSeq and is a predicted model, not a curated record. Gene Ontology annotation, cellular component: RNA polymerase I complex; RNA polymerase II, core complex; nucleus. NCBI's taxonomy places the organism in Eukaryota, Fungi, Ascomycota, Dothideomycetes, Pleosporales, Pleosporaceae. Gene Ontology annotation, molecular function: DNA-directed RNA polymerase activity; DNA binding. The transcript is spliced from 3 exons.
AUGUCCGACUAUGGCGGUGACGACUACGACGGCGGCGCCGGUGACAUUGACGAGCCCCUCAUCGAGUUCGACGAAGAGGCCGAACCUGAUCUGAUGGACGACGAAGACGACCAGCCUGGCGGCGGUGAAGACCCAGACAAUGCCGAACCCAACGACGACAACGUAGUAGUAUCUGGCGAUGCCAACGCGGCAGCUGCUGCCAAGGAAGCCUCCAAGAACACAGUUACAAGCGAAAAGGACAAGAAGGUUCCGAACGACAAGCGCACAACCACCCCAUACAUGACAAAGUACGAGAAGGCACGCGUCUUGGGCACAAGAGCACUUCAGAUCAGUGGUAACGCUCCUGUGCUGAUCGACGUAGAGGGAAUGACGGAUCCUCUGCAAAUUGCUGCGAAAGAGCUCCAAGAGAAGAAAAUUCCCCUUGUUGUACGGCGGUACCUCCCCGAUGGUUUCUACGAGGACUGGACUUGCGAAGAGCUUCUGACAUGA